AAUAGGCGGAGAUUCCAAGAGGGACGCGUCGCGUACAGGAGAAGCCGAGAAACAAACUUGAGAGCGAAAUCACGACUUCCAGACGUGGUAGAUUUAUUUUUUUGUUGACAUUUGUAUUCCUUGUUCGCCACAGCCAGAGAACUAUGUGAUUCGAAGACAUGGAGUGACUGAAUGAUUGGGAUCAACGGGAGUCGUCUGUGGACCAGUACUGAGAUGGAACGAUACCGAAGUUUCUAAAGAAAACAUGCAGUGGUCAUUGAUCCUAUAUACGUGAUUGAGUUGCGUGUUUUGCUCAUUGAGCAGUUGCAAUGAUGGAUGAUAAUGUCCAACCACAACAUGAAGCGUAAAGGCGCCCCCAGCUUGACGGAAUGAGCGCGGAAUGGAAUACAAAUCUGGUCAACGUGGACGUUACUUCGGUGUUUUGCAUUGACCGAGUGGACUCCAUCCAUUAAGACGUCCUUCGGACAAUCCACGAGACGGUAUUGGUUAGGCCUACUCAGUUAUUUUGAGGUAUUUUGUUUCCCCAACAAGUGACACAAUGAUGAACCCAGCGACAUUGUUGCGGCGUGCAACUCUGUGCUGCAUGGUUUUCGAGAUACUUUGGCACAGCGGUCAAGGUCUCAACGUGUGUAUGAGUGGCAGUGCGACAUCAUGUGAAGAAUGCAUCUUAAUUCACCCAAGUUGCGCCUGGUGCGCACAAGAGGGCUUCGGAAGAGUGAGAUGUGACCUCACUCAAAGUCUACACAUCCGGGGCUGCAAGGCCCAGUUCAUCGAGUUCCCCAGCAGUCAGACCUCCAUCCUGAAGAGCAACCCACUGAGCACUAAAGGGUCCGCACCCUCCCAGAACGAGGUCACCCAGAUCAUGCCGCAGAAGAUCUCUGUGAGCCUGCGGCCAGGUGACCAGACGUCGUUCAAGGUGCAGGUGAGGCAGGUGGAGGACUACCCGGUGGACCUCUACUACCUGAUGGACCUCUCCCUCUCCAUGAAGGACGACCUGGUGACCAUCCACAACCUGGGCACCAAGCUCACCGAGGAGAUGAGCCGACUCACCAGCAACUUCAGGCUGGGCUUCGGCACCUUCGUGGACAAGAACAUUUCCCCCUUUUCCUACACAGAGCCCAAGUAUCAGAACAACCCCUGCAGCGGAUACAAGCUGUUCCCCAACUGCGUGCCAUCCUUUGGCUUCCGCCACGUCCUGUCGCUCACGGACAAGGUGGACCGCUUCAACCAGGAGGUGCAGAAGCAGAUGGUCUCGCGCAACCGGGACGCUCCGGAGGGCGGCUUCGACGCCAUAGUGCAGGCCGCCGUCUGCAAGGAGGAGAUCGGCUGGAGGAAGGAGGCCUUCCACCUUCUGGUGUUCGCCACGGACGACGUGCCCCACCUGGCCCUGGACGGGAAGCUGGGAGGGCUGGUCAAUCCCAACGACGGAGAGUGUCACCUGGACAAGAACAACGAGAACAGUGCUUCCACCCAGAUGGAUUAUCCCUCUCUCGGUCUGCUUGGAGAAAAACUGGCCGAAAAUAAUAUCUAUCUCAUCUUUGCGGUGACGAGGAGGUAUUACGUCAUUUACAAGAAUUAUACUGCCCUCAUUCCGGGAACGACAGUUGAAAUCCUCGACAUGGACUCAAAGAACAUCAUUCAACUGAUCGUCAAUGCCUACAACAACAUCCGGUCCAAAGUGGAGCUGACCGUGUCGGACCAACCAGAGGACAUCAGUCUGUCCUUCACCGCCACCUGCCAGGACGGACAGCCGCUACCGGGCCUCCGGAAGUGCUCUGACCUGAAGAUAGGGGACACCGUGAGUACCGCCUUCCAGCCCCACAUCAUUUAGGCAUUAUUCAGAAGAGAAUGGUUUCAGUUUUACACAGUUCACGUAUAAUGUAUGUAUUUAAUCCGCUAACAUUACAAUGAAGAUACUUGAUGCAUUAUACCAGAGGUGUUACACAAUGUUAUAAUAUUGAGUCAAAUUGAGGGCGUUCCGCAGUAACUGGCUGUUCUUACCAUACUCUGCCUGGUAAUUACACAGAACUUUGAAGAACAUCUAAAAAAUGCUUCCGUUUGUUAUUGUUAUUUUGAGCAAGCUUUACACAGCUCCAUGUCGCUAAACAGCGAGAGACUUAAGAGAUUAGCUCUUGGCAGAGAUCACAAUGACUCUCUCAGCCUUCCUCUGUUUCCUGUUGAACACGGGAGGGGUGCCCUCCUCUGAACCAGGGUGCCCAGGAGGGCUGUGAGGAAUGUCCACAUGCUGUGAACAGAUUCCCUGCUAGCAUUAGCCCUGUCGAGUC
Molecule: messenger RNA, 2285 nt
Organism: Gadus chalcogrammus (walleye pollock)
Lineage: Eukaryota; Metazoa; Chordata; Actinopteri; Gadiformes; Gadidae
Product: integrin beta-5-like
Exons: 9
Coding region: 539-1831 (430 amino acids)
Biological process (GO): integrin-mediated signaling pathway; cell-matrix adhesion; cell adhesion mediated by integrin
Cellular component (GO): focal adhesion; integrin complex; cell surface
Molecular function (GO): integrin binding
Source: RefSeq, a predicted model, not a curated record